This is a messenger RNA of Chaetomium strumarium, 3793 nucleotides long. Its product is annotated as TUP1-like enhancer of split-domain-containing protein. Lineage: Eukaryota; Fungi; Ascomycota; Sordariomycetes; Sordariales; Chaetomiaceae. Gene Ontology annotation, molecular function: nucleosome binding; protein binding. Bases 157 to 3318 code for a protein of 1053 amino acids. Gene Ontology annotation, biological process: regulation of DNA-templated transcription; DNA-templated transcription; chromatin remodeling. The transcript has 5 exons. The record is from RefSeq and is a predicted model, not a curated record. Gene Ontology annotation, cellular component: chromatin; nucleus; HIR complex.
UUGUCGCGGCGGGUGAAUCAAUUGCAUGCGCGACACUGACGUGUGUCGCGCAUCUGCACGUCAAAUCUGUGUGCAGCUCGAGUCGCCUCUCAAUCCGAGCAAACAGCAUCGAUAUGAUCCUCGACAUCGCACAUUUCUUGCAGCCUCCAAUCGGAUAUGUAUAUCAUUAAGCCUUCGUGGCUGCGCCAUAGUGGCGAGCAGAAGGAUUUCGAAGUCUACAGUUGCCACAUUUCGCCAGAUGGCUCCCGCCUAGCGACAGCCGGAGGAGAUGGACACGUCCGCAUCUGGUCGACCGAUGCCGUCUACAACUCGAGCGACCCCGACUACGACAAGCCACGGCAGCUUUGUCACAUGAGCCACCACCUGGGCACCAUUCACUCUGUCCGCUUUUCGCCGAACGGCCGCUACCUAGCAUCUGGGGCCGAUGACAGAGUUAUUUGCAUAUACCAGCUCGACCGCAGCCCACCUUCCCACGCAGCAACAUUUGGUACAAACGAACCGCCGCCGAUAGAGAACUGGAAGACGCACAAACGCCUCGUCGGCCAUGACAGCGACGUCCAAGACCUUGCCUGGUCCUACGACAACUCCAUUCUCGUCUCCGUGGGACUGGACUCCAAAGUGGUUGUAUGGUCGGGCCACACCUUCGAGAAACUGAAGACAAUCACCGUACACCAGAGUCAUGUCAAAGGCAUCACAUUCGACCCGGCGAACAAGUACUUCGCUACCGCGGGCGACGAUCGACACAUCAAGAUCUUCCGCUUUACGCCUCCGCCACCGAACGCCACCCAACACGAUAUGGUGAAUAACUUUGUCCUCGAAACCACCAUCAGCGCGCCGUUCAAGAGUUCGCCGCUCACAACAUACUUCCGGAGGUGCAGUUGGUCACCGGAUGGCAACCAUAUCGCAGCGGCCAACGCAGUGAACGGUCCGGUGAGCAGUGUUGCGAUCAUUGAGCGCACCAGAUGGGAUUGUGAUAUCAACCUCAUCGGCCACGAAGCGCCCACAGAAGUCUGCAUGUUUUCUCCGCGUUUGUUUCAUACGCAGAAGCCGAGCGAGACAGGGUCGGGCGAUAAGGCGUCUUCGGGGCUUGUGACGGUCAUUGCAUCCGCUGGGCAGGACAAGACACUGAGUAUCUGGAACACCACUACCUCGAGGCCGGUCGUCAUCGUGCAAGACGCGGCUUCGAAAUCAAUCUCGGAUCUCGCCUGGACCCCGGACGGCCAGACACUGUUUGCCUCGAGUUUGGAUGGCAGUAUUGUUGUGGUCAAGUUCGAGGUGGGCGAGUUGGGCUGGGUCGCAACCUCGGAGGAGAAUGACAAAGCGCUGCAAAAAUACGGCGGAUCGAGGAAGGGGAUGGGGACCGCCGAGGAUGUUGACGGUCUUCACCUGGAGAAUCACAGCAAAGAGGGAGAGCUGCGGGGGGCCGAGUCGAGGAUGGGUGCUCUUAUGGGAGACUUCGAACCUGCAGACAAAAAAGAAACGGCCGCCACGAACGGCACGAAGCCGGCCGCCAAAGAUGCCGCCGCUAACGGCAUCGGAGAAGAGAGCACGAGAAAUGAAGCGCCAAAGAAGGCGGCCCCUUCCGAGGAGAGCGCAGAGAAGAAGGCUGAACGAAUAGCCGAGUUGAAGUCUCGCGUGCAGGUUACGAAGGACGGGAAGAAGCGCGUGGCUCCCUUGCUCGUCUCCUCUUCUGCCACCGGCCUCCUAUCAUUACCUCAGUCGCAGCUGGUUGGCGCGAAGUCAACAAAACCAACACAGAAUGAUACGCCGCAAACAAUACUGGACCUCUCCAAGCCGUUCCACGGUCUACCCAGGGGUGGUAUCGCCACGAUGCUGCUCGGAAACAAGAGGAAAGCUGCUGCGAUGGAAGGAGAGGAAGAAGAAGACUCGCCGAACAAACGGUCGUCGGCAGCCCCUGUACCGAUCAUGGUCGACACGCCGGACGGCCUGGAACCUGCCCUUCUGACAGCACCGGCUCAAGGUGUUGUGCCCACGCCAGAGUACCUUCGGCCGGCCGUCGUCAACCCCGCUAUCUCUCUGUCCCAGGUGAGGCUAGCUGUUCCCAAGGUACGAUCCCAUAUCCUCAGGCCUCUUGAGAGAGGCGUCCUUCAAGGAGAGUCGAGUCUUGAGGAGGCAUCCAAGGUACCCGAGAACAUCAUUCUCGAGGCCAGAAACCCCGCCAGACUCCGCGAGCCGUCACGCAUCACGGCCACCAAACGCGGCACGCUUCUAUGGCAGGAUUUCCUCCCACGCGCCAUUAUUCUCGUCACCGGGAACAAGCACUUCUGGGCUGCCGCUUGCGAGGACGGCUCUCUCCACACAUGGACACCGGCGGGCCGCAGACUCCUCAACGGCAUCAUCAUGGAAUCCCAGCCGGUCAUCCUGGAAUCCCGCGAGCACUGGCUUCUCUGCAUCACCUCGGCCGGCCUCUGCUACGUGUUUGACAUCAAGACCAUGUCAGCCCCCCACCCACCCGUCUCUCUCAGCCCAAUCCUCGAUAUCGCCAUCACUUCGCUCUCCUCCGAGGGUGCCAGUCCCGGACCGGGCGUCACCUCGGCGCACCUCAACAGCGUCGGGGCCAUUGUCGUCACGCUUAGCAACGGUGACGGCUUCUACUACUCGUCCAGCAUGCAUGCCUGGCAGCGGCUGAGCGAGUCGUGGUGGGCGCUAGGUAGCCAGUACUGGAACAGCAACGACUCGUCCGUCAGCGCGCUUUCUUCCACCGCGGUCGGGCCGGUCACGAAGAACGGCGGGCCAGGCGACAAGACGACGUCAGAAGGCGAGGUCAGCGUGUCGGCUGGCAUCAUACCUUUCCUGGAACGGCAUACCACCACCGAGUUCCUGCUCAAGGGCCGCGCCUUCACCCUGCAGCGCAUGAUUAAGACUCUGCUGUCCAAGGACGGGUUUGAGGGGCUCGAGAGCACGGUGAGCGUGGCGCAUCUGGAGAACCGCAUUGCGGGCGCGCUGGCGCUCGAGGCCAAGGAGGAAUUCAGGUUGUAUCUGUUCAUGUACGCCAAGCGGAUCGGCGCCGAAGGCUUGAGGACCAAGGUCGAAGAGCUCCUGAAUAGCCUGAUGGGAGGCGUGCUGCAGGAAAAGGCGAGUGAUGCUAAGGGCUCUGAGGGCAAGGGGUGGUACAGCAAAGAGGUGACCCUCUGUGGUUGGGACAGGAAGGAGUUGUUGAAGGGGGUAGUGCUGAUAUUGGGCAAAUUCCGCGACCUGCAGCGGCUAACUGUUCAAUACGCGCGGAUUCUGGGGUUAACUGCCGGCUUUGAAGACGGCGGCGAGAACGGAGUCGAAGGGAUGGAGGUUGAGGAAUAAAUUGCCGUGGACAUGAGCGUUCCUUUGCCCUGGCUAUCCUCGAACAAACAGCAGCCCGACGCUUGUGCAAUUCCGAAGGCGGGCAGCGCUUCAGGUGCUACCUGCUAGGCUUUCAGAGGCCGCCGCCAAGCAGUCCUUCUUCUCGCCUUCGUUCCCUGAAUCAUCAAGAAAUUCCCCUAUCUCCGGUUCUUGAACCAUCUCAGCCCGCACAUAGGCGCGGGCCUCCCUCUCGGUUAUUUCUCUUAUCGCGCUCUCGCUUCAGUCUGGACGGUCUACGGAUGGUAGGGUGGUGUUUGCAACUGGGUAGUGAAGCGGAUCGGCGUGCGGAUCGGGGUACGGAGUGGGCUGGGCCAAGGCUUUCGCUUGAUAGCGUUUGUUACUCUUCUGAGUCUUUCCAGGCUUUACGUCCUGGUACUCUAAUGUAUGGCACGUAAGAUCAUUGACGACCCCCGCGGGUCAUUUUCACAUCCCACCG